Exaiptasia diaphana is the source of this 1955-nucleotide messenger RNA. Its product is annotated as myosin-IIIb. The transcript has 10 exons. Gene Ontology annotation, cellular component: myosin complex. NCBI's taxonomy places the organism in Eukaryota, Metazoa, Cnidaria, Anthozoa, Actiniaria, Aiptasiidae. Bases 68 to 1204 code for a protein of 378 amino acids. The record is from RefSeq and is a predicted model, not a curated record. Gene Ontology annotation, molecular function: cytoskeletal motor activity; ATP binding.
GCUGUAGAAAUUUGUAUAUAAGGUUUCUGUUCAAAUCACAACUAUGUAUUCUGUCUGAAAAGAUUGCAUGAUGUCUAAAAGAUCCACAGAAUCAAGUCUUCUUGGAGUAGAGAAUGAAUUAGACCUAAAAUCACUUUUGAAGAAUCGUUUUUCUUGCGAUAAUGUUCACAGUUUUAUUGAUGAUAUAUUGCUCUCGAUCAAUCCUUGUAAAACAUUAUCGUCGGAUUAUGGCAAGGAUAAUAAUCUUUACGAGCAUGUUGCAACUACAGCCAUCAAGCAUCUGAGAUGUCACAACAAGAAUCAGAGUAUCAUAGUGACAGGUGAUAGYGGAUCAGGCAAAACUACACUAUCCAAUCAGAUAGUUGCAUUCAUUACCAAGGAGUCCACUGACCAUGACUUGGCUCAGUGCGUCAUCCAGGCAGGAAAAGUACUAGAAUCAUUUGGAAAUGSAUGCACUUCAAGGACUGACAAUGCAAGCAGAUUUGUCAAACUUACUGAGAUWUUUUUCACUGAGGAGAUCUACUUCAAAGGAGUUUAUUUUCAUCACUCCUUGUUGGAAAAAUCAAGAGUUGCACAACACAAAAAGGGAGAGAAGAAUUUYCAUAUUUUCUACCAAUUUCUUGGAGGUACUUCACAAGAAAAUCUGGAAAAGUAUUAUCUAUCCACGCCCGCCUUCCACAGAUGCAUUGGCGAUGAUGUUGACUUACAAGAUGAAGAGCACAAGUAUCAAGAAGAAUUGAACAAUGUGGAGGAAAAUUUAAAAUCCUUAGGAUUUAGUCAAGACAACGUAGACAACAUUUAUCGCAUUCUUGCGGCGAUCAUACAUAUUUGUGACCUGACCGUGACGCCAAAUCCUAAGAAGAAAGCAGUACUAAUCAAUGAUGCCAACAUACUUCUCAAAGCGAGUUCUCUUCUUCGAGUUACUCCUGAAAGACUGCAAUUCGCGCUUCUAACAGAGAUGACUUCUGUUAAAGGUCGCGUUGUACGACGAAUUAGAAGUUUAAAUGAAGUAGAAAAUGCAAGAGACAUGUUGGCCAUGACUUUAUACGCUCGCUUGUUUGCGUGGAUUGUUUGGAAUAUAAACCAAUACUUGGCACCAAAUGAUAGAACAAGGUAUUUACAAAAUACUAAAGUAUGCUUCUUCUACUUUGAUUUAUUAGUUACCGAGCUUUCGAACAACUUGUCCAUCAUAAGGGCGAAAUGAAAUUACAAUGCGUGAGCGGAACACUAUAGUAAUAUAACUGCUCUAGAGCGCGCAAAGUUCAAUCCAAACAUACUGCAAUUGCCUUGUUCGAUAGCUCGGUAAUUAAUGAAUUAACGUAAAAGAAGCACACCUUUAUAACAUGAAUCCUACGUACAAUAACGUUUUAACAAGGUAUUUUAAUACCUUAAUAGUUAAAACUAUUUCUUAGAUAAUCGAUGGUAUCGAUACUGUAGAUGAGUAUGGAUAUCACUGUCCGUUAUAUAAAUACAAUGAAAUACCAGUGUAUCUCAACCGUAACGAAGUGAUACAGUCAGCCCCAUUAACGUUGUUCAGUUGUAAGGACCUAAGGACAACAACAAAAAAGUCAUUUCCAUAAAAAAAAGUUUUUAAAAAUUUCCCAUGAAGGUUUUUGAUUCUAAAAUUUAGAUAAAUAGCGAAUUAAAUGUUACCGACAUUGUAAAGAAGUUUUGGAACUUUAUUUUUAAUAUUCUUGCUAGGAAAUAAAAGUGUUAUAUAUGCAAAUGACUUUGUUGUUGUCUUCAUGCCAUUACAACUGAGCAACGCUAAUGGGAUUGGGUCAUAGUUAGAUUGGGUGCACCAUGCGAAAGAUACCAUGAUGGAUACUCUUGAUGGAUUGUCCUAUUUCUUGAAUUGAAGUUUACAUAUUAUUAAAAAAGAACGAAGUUUCAACGAACGAUGUGGUUUUGAAUUAAUUCCAAAGUAAGUAAUAUAUAAGAUAUGAGCGGGAGAC